AUGGCCAACAAAUAUUUUCAUAACCUCCAUUUUAAGACAAUAGUAUCUCCAGUUCGGCUUUUACACUGCCUCUCCCCUCUUCUUUUCACAGAACACCUUAAUUUUUAUCUCGACCCAGAAGCUCAGUAUAGCCGUCGAACUAUCCUUUCAACACUUAAAGUGUCACACCUCUCUCAGUAUAGCCAUCGAACUAUCCUUUCAACCCUAAAAGUGUCACACCUCUCUCAGUAUAGCCAUCGAACUAUCCUCUCAACCCUUAAAGGGUCACACCUCUCUCAUAUAGCCAUCGAACUAUCCUUUCAACACUUAGUGUCACACCUCUCUCAGUAUAGCCAUCGAACUAUCUUUUCAACCCUUAAAGUGUCACACCUCUCUCAGUAUAGCCAUCGAACUAUCCUUUCAACCCUUAAAGUGUCACACCUCUCUCAGUAUAGCCAUCGAACUAUCCUUUCAACACUUAAAGUGUCACACCUCUCUCAGUAUAGCCAUCGAACUAUCCCUUCAACCCUUAAAGUGUCACACCUCUCUCAGUAUAGCCAUCGAAUUAUCAUUUCAACGCAUAAAGUGUCACACCUCUCUCAGUAUAGCCAUCGAACUAUCCUUUCAACCCUAAAAGUGUCACACCUCUCUCAGUAUAGCCAUCGAACAAUACUUUCAACCCUUAAAGUGUCACACCUCUCUCAGUAUAGCCAUCGAAAGAUCCUUUCAACCCUAAAAGUGUCACACCUCUCUCAGUAUAGCCAUCGAACUAUCCCUUCAACCCUUAAAGUGUCACACCUCUCUCAGUAUAGCCAUCGAACUAUCAUUUCAACGCAUAAAGUGUCACACCUCUCUCAGUAUAGCCAUCGAACUAUCCUUUCAACACUAAAAGUGUCACACCUCUCUCAGUAUAGCCAUAGAACAAUCCUUUCAACCCUUAAAGUGUCACACCUCUCUCAGUAUAGCCAUCGAACUAUCCUUUCAACCCUAAAAGUGUCACACCUCUCUCAGUAUAGCCAUCGAACUAUCCUUUCAACCCUUAAAGUGACACACCUCUCUCAGUAUAGCCAUCGAACUAUCCUUUCAACCCUAAAAGUGUCACAACUCUCUCAGUAUAGCCAUCGAACUAUCCCAUCAACCCUUAAAGUGUCACACCUCUCUCAGUAUAGCCAUCGAACUAUCCUUUCAACCCAUAAAGUGUCACACCUCUCUCAGUAUAGCCAUCGAACUAUCCUUUCAAACCUAAAAGUGUCACACCUCUCUCAGUAUAGCCAUCGAACAAUCCUUUCAACCCUUAAAGUGUCACACAUCUCUCAGUAUAGCCAUCGAACUAUCCUUUCAACACUAAAUGUGUCACACCUCUCUCAGUAUAGCCAUCGAACAAUCCUUUCAAGCCUUAAAGUGUCACACCUCUCUCAGUAUAGCCAUCGAACUAUCCUUUCAACCCUUAAAGUGUCACAUCUCUCUCAGUAUAGCCAUCGAACUAUCCUUUCAACCCUUAAAGUGUCACACCCCUCUCAGUAUAGCCAUCGAACUAUCCUUUCAACAGUUAAAGUGUCACAUCUCUCUCAGUAUAGCCAUCGAACUAUCCUUUCAACACUAAAAUUGUCACACCUCUCUCAGUAUAGCCAUCGAACAAUCCUUUCAACCCUAAAAGUGUCACACCUCUAUCAGUAUAGCCAUCGAACUAUCCUUUCAACCCUAAAAGUGUCACACCUCUCUCAGUAUAGCCAUCGAACUAUCCCUUCAACCCUUAAAGUGUCACACCUCUCUCAGUAUAGCCAUCAAACUAUCCUUUCAACCCUAAAAGUGUCACACCUCUCUCAGUAUAGACAUCGAACAAGCCUUUCAACCCUAAAAGUGUCACACCUCUCUCAGUAUAGCCAUCGAACUAUUCUUUCAAACCUAAAAGUGUCACACCUCUAUCUGUAUAGCCAUCGAACUAUCCCUUUUCAACCUAAAAGUGUCACACCUCUCUCAUGUCACACCUCUCAGUAUAGCCAUCGAACUAUCCCUUCAACCCUUAAAGUGUCACACCUCUCUCAGUAUAGCCAUCGAACCAUCCUUUCAACCCAUAAAAGUGUCACACACCUCUCUAUAUAUAGCCAUCGAACUAUCCUUUCAAACCUAAAAGUGUCACACCUCUCUCAGUAUAGCCAUCGAACUAUCCUUUCAAACCUAAAAUGUCACACCUCUCUCAGUAUAGCCAUCGAACAAUCCUUUCAAGCCUUAAAGUGUCACACCUCUCUCAGUAUAGCCAUCGAACUAUCCUUUCAACCCUUAAAGUGUCACAUCUCUCUCAGUAUAGCCAUCGAACUAUCCUUUCAACCCUUAAAGUUCUCUUUUCUGUCCUUCGUCAUUCUUACCGUGCGACGAUUUCUCUCGUUUCAUGUUAUCAUUAUGAAAUUGAAAAGAUUUCUUCUCCGUUAUUAUCCACCAGGUAUCAUCUUAGAAUAUGAAAAAGGAGGACAUGUGAAAACAAAAUCUAUUGAUUUACUGGAUUUAAAAGCAAACACUGAUGUUAAUGCCAUGGUGGAUGAAAUUAUGAAGAAAGAACCUUUAAUUACUACAUCCAAAAUCAUCAUUUCCACAUUUUUAAGGUUCUUAGGGCUCAUAUUUUGCCUCUCACUAAUGUUGCUUUUAAUAAAUCUGGCUCAUGUUUUAUCACUGGAAGUUAUGAUCGCACAUGCAAAAUGUGGAAUACUGCUUUCAGGUGAAGAACUUCACACUUUCAAUGGACAUACAAAUGUGGUUUAUGCAAUUGCUUUUAAUAAUCCUUUUGGGUAA
Molecule: messenger RNA, 2766 nt
Organism: Acanthosepion pharaonis
Lineage: Eukaryota; Metazoa; Mollusca; Cephalopoda; Sepiida; Sepiidae
Source: the annotation of a GenBank genome assembly